Molecule: messenger RNA, 1569 nt
Organism: Pimephales promelas (fathead minnow)
Lineage: Eukaryota; Metazoa; Chordata; Actinopteri; Cypriniformes; Leuciscidae
Source: RefSeq, a predicted model, not a curated record
GCUGGAUACUUUCUAGAGGCGUUGUUCUGCUGAAGGGCUUCGUCUGAUUGAUAAACUCAAAGAUCUCUGAAGUCAUUUCCUUGAAAAGACACAAUUAAACCACCAUUAUUAUUUCAGACUUAAUGGAACGGAACAAGGAGAUUGAAAAACUGAGCAAAGGAGAGGAGAAACAUCAUCAUGUCAAAACUGGAGAAAAAUCUUUGAGGAGAGACAAAAAUUCUUGCCUACAUUGUGGAAAGAGAUUGUCAAACAACAAAAGUCUUCAAAUUCACAUGAAGAUCCACACUGGAGAGAAUUUGUACACAUGUGAUCAGUGCGGGAAGAGUUUCACACGAAGAGGAAACCUUAAUAAACACACAAAGAUCCACACUGGAGAGAGGCACACAUGUGAUCAGUGUGGGAAGAGAUUCACACGAAAAGAGCACCUUAAUGAUCACAUUAGAAUCCACACUGGAGAGAAACCGCACACAUGUGAUCAGUGCGGGAAGAGUUUCAGACGAAAACAGGACCUUAAUGAUCACAUUAAAAUCCACACUGGAGAGGGGCACACAUGUGAUCAGUGCGGGAAGAGUUUCGGACAAAAACAGCAACUUAAUGAACACAUUAAAAUCCACACCGGAGAGAAGCCGUACACAUGUGAUCAGUGCGGGAAGAGUUUCAGACAAAAACAUCAACUUAAUUAUCACAUUAAAAUCCACACUGGAGAGAGGCCGCACACUUGUGAUCAGUGUGGGAAGAGUUACAUACACAGAAGAAACCUUGAGUAUCACAUGAGAAUCCACACUGGAGAGAAGCUGUACACGUGUGAUCAGUGUGGGAAGAGUUUCACACAGGCCGUCAAUUUUAAAUCACAUCUGCUUUCUCACUCUGGAGAAAGAGCAUUUAACUGUGAUCAAUGUGGAAAAGCAUUUUUUUCAUCGCUUUCCCUGAAGAACCACUUGAUAGUUCACAAUAAGGAGAAGCCUCACGCGUGUUCUUUGUGUGGAAAGGGUUUUAGUCAGCUGAGUGAAUUAAAAGUACACCAGAAAAGACACAGCGGUGUGAAGAAUUACGUGUGCUUUGAUUGUGGGAAGACUUUUGUUACAGAUCACGCAGUGAAACUGCACCAGAGAAUUCACACUGGAGAAAAACCUUACAAGUGUUUACACUGCGACAAGAGAUUCCAUCUGUCAACAUCAAUGAAACAACAUGAGUGGAUCCACACUGGAGAGAAACCACACAAGUGUGAUCAGUGUGGGAAAGUUCAUACGAAAAGGAUGCCUUAAUGUUCACAGGAAAAAACACAAAAGAGGCAUGCCACACAUAGUGGAGUGAGGCACCAGAGAACCGGCCGGGUCAGAGGUCAUCUUAGACUGGGGAGAAAAGAGGGGUUGAGCGGUAAAUCUAACCCAGCAUGUGAGUCCUAUGGCUUGUGGAAUUUCUCUGUAAAAUGGCUUGUAGUAAAUAACCUUGGGAGAGCUUUAUAGACAGACUCCGGCCUGUGUUCUGGGCGUCAUUCACUUCGCAGUAAUCUGUGUUGGUGACUGAGCCUUAUUGUUCUUGCAAGAAUAAUAAACCUCUUUUCCUUUU